Molecule: messenger RNA, 1407 nt
Organism: Danaus chrysippus (African queen)
Lineage: Eukaryota; Metazoa; Arthropoda; Insecta; Lepidoptera; Nymphalidae
Source: the annotation of a GenBank genome assembly
AUGGAAGCGAAGGACCGGCUCGUUGAGGAGGUGGUGCUCCUUGCUCUGUUUUUGGUAUCGACGGCAAGCAAUUCUUUGGCCCUCUUGGUUUUCUGUCGUCGACCCGGACUAAGGACUAUUUCUAAUCGGUUCGUCAUAAAUCUACUGGCGACAAAUUUGGUGACGACCUCCCUUCUUGCGCCCGCGCUGUUUGGCGAGUACUUUGCAAGGGAGGGAGACAAUUGGGUGGAAGCUGGUGAUGUUGCGGCUUCAGCCUGCAGUUUGGCUGCGCUCUUGGCAGUCAUGUUGAUUGCUCUCGACCAACAUCAUGCUGUCACUGACCCUCUCCGGUGCCACACACGCCUGCUCCAACGCCGCCCAGCAGCUCUAUGCGCAGCUACUUGGCUCGCUGCAGCUUUAGCAGCAACGAUUCGUGCUACCAUUGCAGUAUUCCACCAUUAUUAUCCGCAAGAACUAAUUGUGCAAAAAGUUGAACUCUCUUACUAUGUCGUGUACUUCAUCGCUGGUGUUCUCCCUCCAGUGGCAACAGUUUGCGUCAUGUACACAAGAAUAUACCGUGCGGCUCGGUCUUCUGGCUUAAGAGCGAGGGCACAUGGGGCCAGUGCUCUACAACUUCACGAACCGCCAAUCAAUUUACCAGACUUGGUGGAAGAAGGUGAAGGUCUUACUUUAAAAAUUGAUGUUCCUGACAACGUCGCUGAAAGUAACCGCAAAUUUGGACCGUUUCUGCUUCCUCCUGAACGACCUGCCCGAUGCCCCUCCGUGGCGAGUUUACGAAAUGCAAGGAAAGAGGGCAAAUCCAGUGAGGAUCUAAGAAAAUGUUUACCAUCGGUUAGCUCCGCGCCGUCUCUUGCUGCGCCAUUAUUAUCUGUUCAAUCUCGACCGAUUGCAACACCGAAUUGUUCAAGAAUAACGUCUAUUAGGUGUAGAAUAUCUAACGCUUCUUUAUUUAGAUAUAGGGAAGAAUCUCGUGCUGCCCGAGUUGGACUAUUGACGGGUGCGCUAGUGAUGUUGCAUUUGCCACACGCAGUGGCUGCUUUUGUGUCGGCCGUAGUGCCAGGAUUAGCAGUGAGCGUUCGAACUCCAGCGCUUGCUUUACUAUUGCUCGCUUCAGCGGUAUCUCCUUUCCUUUUCGCUCUGCGUUCACGACGGGUACAGCGUGAAGCACGGCGUAUGUUUCUACCAGAAAAGAGCGCGUGGGAUCGCGUAACGGGUGCAGCAUCGUCAGCGGCUGCUGAUGGACAGCGUGCUCGUGCCGCUUUAGAUCUGCUGCGAACGUUGACACCGGGAGUUGAUGAAGUUGAGAAUGGAGAUCGUGGUACGGCACCUGAAACUGGUAGCGAAGUGUACCGCAGCUCCUUCAGCUCCGGCGGCAGCACGCAGCUGUCAUCUGCUUCAGAAGAGUGA